AGUGUUUGUGCCAUUUGUCACGAGAAUGAGUUCUCGAUGGCCGACAAGCCCUCACUGGACACACUGUUGCAGAUGCUUCAGAGUGUCAUCUUCGAGAUCGGCAGAAGUAGUCAAGCCUUCUGUGAGCUGAGCGGUCGCACGGAACCACUGGUGGGCGAUGUGGUGAUGGCUUUGGUCGAGAUGGGCCUCAACAUCGACGACUUGUCCUCAUAUGCCAUGAGAUCGACUCGAGUGACGAUACCAUCGCCGCAAGUGAUGGCCAAACAGUCGACUCCUCGUAUACUUCAAGCGGGAGAGAAGAAGACGCCGUCGGCUUAUAUUCCCGACUAUUUGCCCGCAUUUCCUGACCCCCACUCAUACAUCCGGACCCCGACUCACAAACAGCCGGUCACUGAAUACGAGGCCAUUCGCGAGAAGUCGGCGACACAGAAGAGGGACGUCGAGAGAGCGCUCACCAAAUUCAUGGCCAAAACCUGCGGACAGUCUCUCACUCACCGACUCUUUCCCGACGAACAGAUCUCCCAUUUGUUUCCUCUCAUUCUCCUCAAAGUCGAGUCCAAUCCAUAUCUCAACGCAUUGUUACCCAAAGACCAAGUGUUUGACGACAAUGAGGAGCAACUGAUCCGCAAGAAAGAGAGCGACAAAAAGCCUAAACUUGUCGUCAAUGCGACCGAUGAGACAAACAGUGCCAUCAGUGGUGAG
Molecule: messenger RNA, 702 nt
Organism: Oppiella nova
Lineage: Eukaryota; Metazoa; Arthropoda; Arachnida; Sarcoptiformes; Oppiidae
Source: the annotation of a GenBank genome assembly